AUGUGUAUGUACGUGUGUGCGUGCGUCCAUGUGUGCAUGUGUAUGUGGGUGUGUGUGUAUGCACCCGUGUGUUGUGUGUGCAUAUGUGUAUGUGUGUAUGCACAUGUGUGUGUGUACGUGUGUGUGCUGGGUGACCUGCUCAGAAGGAGCCAGGUGGUGGGCACACGGGCUGUGAGGAGGGCGGGGCCGCUGGAGCCUCACCCACCAAGCUGCACUGUGGUCUCCAGAACCAGCUCUCUAGCUAUGGGGUCCUCCCCUGGGGGAUGGGACAAGGUGGGUGACAAGGGCAUGACAUUCCAUUGGCCCUGA
Molecule: messenger RNA, 309 nt
Organism: Rangifer tarandus platyrhynchus (Svalbard reindeer)
Lineage: Eukaryota; Metazoa; Chordata; Mammalia; Artiodactyla; Cervidae
Source: the annotation of a GenBank genome assembly